Messenger RNA from Pyrenophora tritici-repentis Pt-1C-BFP, 972 nucleotides. NCBI's taxonomy places the organism in Eukaryota, Fungi, Ascomycota, Dothideomycetes, Pleosporales, Pleosporaceae. The record is from RefSeq and is a predicted model, not a curated record.
AUGCUACGAACACCACCCCUGCUCAACUCACACAGCCCUGUUCCUACAACUCAAGACCAGAAAUACGACGUCAUAAUCAUAGGCGCCGGUUUCUCGGGCAUCAGCGCUCUCCACCGUUUCCGAUCCGACUUUGGCGGAGCAUGGCACUGUAACCGAUAUCCCGGCGCACGUGUUGACAGCGAAACACCCUUCUACCAACUCAGCAUCCCCGAAGUCUACAACACAUGGACCUUUUCCUCGCGUUUCCCCGAUCACCACGAGCUGAGAAGGUACAUGGCGCACAUUGACAAGGCGCUCGGACUACGGCGCGACACAACAUUCAACGCAAGAGUGUGUGGUUGUACCUGGGACAACAGCAUCGCAGAUUGGACGAUCCGAACUGAGUCAGGAGUGACAGCCAGAUCAAGAUGGCUAGUCCUAGCAACAAGGCUCCUGCACAAACCAUACACCCCCUCCUGGCCCGGAAAAGCCAACUACAAGGGCCUUCUAAUCCAUCCAGCACAAUGGAACGAAGGCAUCAGGGUAAAAGGCAAAAAAGUCGCCAUCAUAGGCGGAGGAGCAACAUCCGUUCAACUCACCCAAGAACUAGGCAAACAAGCAUCCCAUCUCACACUCCUCGUACGUCGCCCAUCCUACUGCCUCCCCAUGGUGCAAAAAACAUGGUCUCCAGAUGAGAUAACCGCUUUCCGCGAUAACCUCCCCGUACUACUUGCCGCCGCACGCGCUUCCGCCGUCGGAAUACCGAACACACGGUUGAACAAGCGUGCACAAGAUGUCCCCACCGAGGAGCGAGAGAGCUACUUUGAGGAGAUUUGGGCGGCGGGUGGUAUGCAGUUCCUGCUGCGAAAUUACAACAACAUCAUGCUGGAUAAAGAGGCGAAUGAAUUGGUGUACGAGUUUUGGAAGAAAAAGUACGAAGCGUACGCCGUUGGAGCAAGAUUACUACGAUGUACUGAAUCAGGAGAAUAUUGA